This is a messenger RNA of Pocillopora verrucosa, 1092 nucleotides long. The record is from RefSeq and is a predicted model, not a curated record. NCBI's taxonomy places the organism in Eukaryota, Metazoa, Cnidaria, Anthozoa, Scleractinia, Pocilloporidae.
GGGACGUCGGCGACGUGAAGAGCGGGUGUUUGCCGUUGUGGUGAAAACCUAAACGCAUAUAAUGGCCAACUCAACAAGCACAAAAUCAACAGUGAUGGAAUGGACAAAGCAGCAUGACAAGGCUCUUCUGGGUGAAAUGACAAUCAGUGAUCUUUUUCAGUACAAGAAGGGCACUCCAGAAAGGGGUCAAUUAUGGGAUUCUAUUGCUGGUAAUUUAAAUGCAAUGGAUUACCCAAAGUUUAAAGUUGCAAAACGGUCAUGUCGCGAUCGUUGGACACUGUUACGCACAAAGUAUAAAAGAAGGAUGUCAGAAGAAAUCCAAGCAACUGGAAUAGAUGCUGAGGUUGGAGAACUUGAUGAAAUCAUUGAAGAUCUUAUUGGAAAAGAAGAUGCUGCUAUUGACAGUGAUAAAGAAGGAAAGAAGAAAGCUGAAGCUGAUAAAAAGGCAGCAGAAGAAAUACGGAUUAAGGCUAUGGAACGGUUUGGAAACACCAGAAAAAGAGGUGGAGAGGAUGGAGAGGAAGGAGCCAAAAAGAAAAAAAGGAGAAGUGGCAGUGAUGCAGUAGAAUUUCUCAGAGAAAAAGCAAAGUUAGAACAUUCUCUGAGAGAGGAAGAGCUACAGUUAAGGAAAGAUCAACAAAGCCAAACACUGUUGAUAUUACAGCAACAACAGCAGAUGAAUCAAGCAUUGCUCACCCUCAUGGAAAAAAUGUUGCCUAAAGAGAGGAAUUAACUGUUAAUUACUGUAACUUAAUUUGUUGUUGUUAGCCAAUGGUGUCUUUUUGAAUGGCACUUUGCAGAGAGAGAUUUGAAUUUAUGUUCAUUAACUUUCAUAGGACAAUGGCAUUUAUGAAAGAAAUGUUUAUAUUUUCAUGUUAUAAUCAUUUGAAUUUGCUUAUUAUGAUAAAUGCCUCUUGGAAACUUUGGUGGCUUCUCAUUCAUGCAGAAGCUGGUACGAAAAAAGACAAAUAAGGCUUAAACAUUUUGUUGUUAAUUUAUUGGUUAAAAUUGUUGGACUGUACAUGUUGAAUAUAUGUUUAUAACAAGUGUCUGAAAUUUUGUGCCUCACAAACUCUGCUACACCCAACAACC